CGUGUGCAAAGGGCGCACCCGCACCCUUUGAAAGGAGGGAACUUUCAGACGCGUCUCUAUGGAAACCAUACUGCAGGAAGUAACCUGUAUGCGAGCGAUGUCUCGAGCUGCAAUCCAGCCCCUCCACAUAGGGGCCACGGCCCCAGAAACCUUGUCCAUAGUGCAGCAGCACCUCCUGGUGGCAGAGGAGCAGACAGAGGCGCUCAUCGAAGACAUGGGGUCCCUGGGGGUCCCGUGUGAGCAGCUCCUGGAUUCCCCUGCCUUGGGGCAGGACGGCUGCCAGCGACCUGUGAGCCCAGUGCGGGUUUGGCCGGCAGCGGGGGGCUUGGGCGGCUUGGGGGGCGCGGCGGCUCUGUGGCGCAGCUGUGAGGCGCUGGUGAGUCGCAUGUGUCGCCUGGAGAGCAUUUUGCACUCGCUCAAACUCACCACCUUCCGCCUGGAGACGGAGAGACAGCUGAAUCCUUCUAACUCCGCGCAUGUGAUGGAGCAGCUGUCUGCUCUGCAGAGGGAGAGUGAGGAGGAGCAGCGGGCGGCUCGGAAGGAGGUGUUGCGGGUUCAGGACCAGCUGUGGCAGGCAUGCCAGGAGCGGGACGAGGCCCUGGAGGAGGCGCAGAGGCUGAGGGAGGAGCUGGAGGUUGCCACCACUUCCAAGAUGGACGUGGCUCUGGCUGCGGAGGAUCUGAAGGUGAUCAAGGUGCAGAUGACUGAGAAGCUGUUGGAGCUGAAGUUGCAACUGUCUCAGGAAUCAGACUGCCGCUUAGAGGCACAGCAAAUCCACAGUGCUUUACUGCAGAGGGUGAAGGAGAUGGAGGGAGUGGUGGAGUUGGAAAGAGAACAGGUGCAGGUCCUGCAGGCGGACUGCCAGGCCCUGCAGUGUGAGAGACAGGACGUCCGGCGGGCGCUGAAGGAACAGGCGGAGCGAGCUGGUCAGCUGGAGAAACAGUGCCAGCAGCUCAGGGACAAAGCCGAUGUCAAGGAUUCCAUCAUUUCCCAGCUGACUGAUGAAGUGAAAAUUGCCCAUCUGGCCCUCCAAAGACUGCAGCAAGAGAACAGCAGGCUACAGAAGGAUGACAACCUGAAAACAGCAGCAGAAAAAGUACAGAGCCUGAACGUGCAGCUGGAGGGUCAGUGUUCAGAGCUGAACGCCGCUCUGCGCUCCCUGGCUGUGGAGAACGCCCGACUUGUAUCUGAGCACCAGGCAGAGCUUAAGGCAGAGCGGGAGCGUGUGCUCCAGCAGCUCCAGGAGCAGGACUUGCUUCUGGACGCCGCGCGGCGCAACAUCCAGGCGGAGCUGCAGGGGGCGCUGAAGGAUCGGCUCAGACUGCAGCAGGAUCUCGAUACCUUGCGGCGCGACCACGAGCAGCUGCAGCAGAGCUCCAGGGUUGCCCAGGAGACGGCUGGCGCUCAGAGGGAGCGCUUGGAGAGUACAAUCGAUAGGCUUCGGGCCGAGCUGAGCGGUGCUGGGAAGGAGGGAGAGGCCGCAAAGAGAGAGAGGGAAUGCGCGCUGGCUGAGAUGCAAAACAGAGUGAGCAAGCUGGAGAAGGAGAGGAGUUCUCUGCAGACACAGCUGACCAAAGCCAAGUCCAGGGAGGUGCAACUGCAGCUUGAGUUGAACAGCCAGAAUGAGCCCAAACAGCAAGACAAAAAGAACAGCAUGCUGGAGAAGAAGUACGCAAAGGCCAGCGCUGAGCUCAGCUCGUGGAAGUUGAAGUGUCAGAAGCUGGAGCAGAAUCUGACACAGGUGGAGGCGUCUCUGGAGAGGAGGGAGAAGGAGCUCGCCCUGGCCAAAGCGGCUCGGGACGACGCCGUGCUGGAUUACCAGGCCCUCCGGGACCAGAUGGAGAGCCUGCAGGACCUGCACAGGAGCAAGGUGUGCCAGCUGGAGGGGCAGCUGGGGGCGAGGUGCCAGGACGGGGAAUGGGUGGCACAGACGCUGCAGGGCAUGCUGGCAUCCCACGCCCGUCAGAAGAGCAGCUCCGACAGCCUGCAGGCUGAGCUGGGGGGCAGAGAGGAGGAGGUCAUCACCCUGAAGACAGAGAGGGUACAGAUUCAGCAGGACGUAGAAAGGUUACAGACACAGGUGGAGAAGCUCCAACAUGAUCUAAUUGCAACAGACGCAGAGAUGGAGCCCUUGCGUAAGGCCCUGGAGACGGUCAGUCUGGACAACAAGCAGCUUGCCCAGACACUGGAACAGGCCCUGCUCGCCAAUAACCAGUUAGUAGGCCGGCUGAGCAGGGCCCAGGACCAGCAGGAGAACGUUCAGAGCCAGCACCGGCAGCUGCUCUCUCAGAGGGAGGCAGAACUAAGGGAUACCAGGGAGGAAGUGACAUGGCUGGCUGAUCAUCUGGAAUCUGUGAAGGAGCAGUUGAAGAAAGAGAGGAACGGUCAGAGGAGGGCGUCACACAGGGAGGUCACUGAGCUGAAGAAAGCUCUGGAUGAGGCAACUUCCAGAUCAGGUGACCUCUCCAGGGCCAAUCGGGAGCUACGGGAGAAGGUGGGUGAGCUGGAGAAAGCGGUGUCCAAUCAGAAAGCCCGAAACAAGGAUCUGAACACUCAGCUGAAGCAGUUUGUGGAGAGUCGGGCAGUUAUGGCCAGCUCACUGAGAAUGAAGGAGAUGGAGGAGGCUCUGAAGGGUCUGGAGAGCCUGAAGGACGAGUACCAGAGGAGAAAUAAUGAGCAGAGUCAGCUGAUCCAACGGUUCCAAUCUGAGCUGCAGCGUCUGACCUCCAGCCAGGAGGGGGAGCUGGAGACAGAAAGAGAACACCGCCUGGUGCUGCAGGAUAAGUGUCAGAGGCUGGAGGAGAACAUGAGGCAGCUGAGGCGGAGCAGAGACGAGGCGGAGGAGAGGCUGAGAGAGGCCAGCGUGGAGUCGCAGCAGAUCACUGAGAACCUCAUUGAAGCUCACAGCUGGUUCCGGUCCAAUUUCCACACCCUGAAGAAGGAACUGGGGAAGACCAAGAAAAAGAAGGAACUGGCAGCGAAGAAGCUUAGUUCCCUGGGGAACACAAAGGAGGGGACACUCAGUACAUCAACUGAUUGUGAAAAUGAGGACCAGAGCGAACCAAUCACCACGAGGCCGAAGCGGAACCACUGGACCUCCACGAUGCAGCGCCGGGAGACCAAGAGGGAGCUGGCCCACAUCUCGGGCCAAUACAGACUUACAGGACACAAGGACAGGCUGACGCACGGACAAACUGACAAAUGAGCGCUCGCCAAAGCGCUAACCCGGGGAAAGAAGCGCUCAGCUCUCAGAGCACACCUCAGGCAGAAACACAGACGCGCUAGCAUGUGGCAGUUUAAUAU
Messenger RNA from Anguilla anguilla (European eel), 3303 nucleotides. RefSeq names its product coiled-coil domain containing 150 (gene ccdc150). Bases 59 to 3205 code for a protein of 1048 amino acids. The record is from RefSeq and is a predicted model, not a curated record. NCBI's taxonomy places the organism in Eukaryota, Metazoa, Chordata, Actinopteri, Anguilliformes, Anguillidae. The transcript has 25 exons.